This is a messenger RNA of Onychostoma macrolepis, 2184 nucleotides long. Its product is annotated as tripartite motif-containing protein 16-like. Lineage: Eukaryota; Metazoa; Chordata; Actinopteri; Cypriniformes; Cyprinidae. Gene Ontology annotation, molecular function: zinc ion binding; protein binding. The record is from RefSeq and is a predicted model, not a curated record. The transcript has 6 exons. The coding region runs from base 40 to 1674 and encodes 544 amino acids.
AGCUGUUGUGUGUUUGUGUCUCUGUGUUAGUGCAGUAAAAUGGCAGAAGCCAGAUUUUCUCAGGAUGAGUUCUUGUGUCCGGUGUGUCUGGAUCUCCUGAAGGAUCCAGUGACCAUCCAGUGUGGACACAGUUACUGUAAGAGCUGUAUUACAGACUGCUGGGAUCAGGAGGAUGAGAAGAGAGUCUACAGCUGCCCUCAGUGCAGACAGACCUUCAGUCCAAGACCUAUUUUAGGUAAAAACACCAUCUUGGUUGAAGUGGUGGAGAAACUGAAGAAGACCAAACUUCAAAGUGCGGUUCCUGCUGGAGCUGGAGAUGUUCAGUGUGACGUCUGUACUGGAAGAAAACACAAAGCUGUCAAGUCCUGUCUGGUGUGUCUGAACUCUUACUGUCAGAAUCACCUCGAACAACAUGAGAGUUUGUUUAAAGGAAAGAGACACAAUCUGACUGAAGCCACUGGACGACUGCAGGAGAUGAUCUGCCAGAAACAUGAGAAGCUCCUCGAGGUUUUCUGUCGCACUGAUCAGAAAUGUAUAUGUGUGCUGUGUAUGGAUGAACAUAAAAACCACGACACUGUAUCAGCUGCAGCACAGAGGACAGAGAAACAGAAGCAGCUGAAGGAGACGCAGAAGACGUUCCAGCAGAGAAUCCAGCAGAAAGAGAAAGAUCUCCAGCAGCUGAGAGAGGCUGUGGAGUCUCAGAAGCGCUCUGCACAGACAGCAGUGGAGGACAGUGAGAGGAUCUUUACUGAGCUCAUCCGCUCCAUUGAGAGAAGCCGCUCUGAGCUGAUACGGCUGAUCAGAGAUCAGGAAAAGCAAGCAGUGAGUCGAGCUGAAGGACGACUGGAGCGACUGGAGCAGGAGAUCAAUGAUCUGAGGAGGAGAGACGCUGAGCUGGAGCAGCUUUCACACACACAGGAUCACAUCCAGUUCCUGCAGAGUUUCCAGUCUCUCUCAGCUCCUCCUGAAUCUACAGACGUAAAUGAUGAUCUCUUCAGUUCUCUCGUCUCUUUUGAUGAUCUGAGAGAAUCUGUUCAUCAGCUGAGAGACAAACUGGAGGAUUUCUGCAAAGAGGAGCUCAAGAAGAUCUCAGACAGAGAAACAUUCACCAACAUUGUUCCCAGGACCAGGAACCACUUCCUACAAUAUUCCCAUCAGCUCACUCUGGAUCUGAACACAGCACAUAAAUACCUCCGUCUGUCUGAGAGAAACAGAGUGAUUACUGACACUUACACAGUCCAGCCGUAUCCUGAUCAUCCAGACAGAUUUGAUGGUUAUCGUCAGGUGUUGUGUAGAGAGAGUGUGCGUGGACGCUGUUACUGGGAGCUGGAGUGGAGUGGAGAUGGUGGUGUGUUUAUAUCAGUGUCAUAUAAGAGAAUCAGCAGGAAGGGAGCGGGUAAAGAGUGUGUGUUUGGAUAUAAUGAUCAGUCCUGGAGUUUGAUCUGCUCUCCAUCCAGUUACUCAUUCAGUCACAAUAACAUACAGACUGAUCUCUCUGUGAAGCCCAUCAUCAGGAGAAUAGGAGUGUUUGUGGAUCACGGAGCAAGAACUCUGUCCUUCUACAGCGUCUCUGACACAAUGAGCCUCAUCCACACAGUCCAGACCACAUUCACUCAGCCGCUCUAUCCUGGGUUUGGAGUUGGUAGUUCUGGAUCAUCUGUGAAACUGUGUUAAUGAAUCAGAAUAGACUGAUGAGAGAAAAUAUAUAUUAAAAAUACUAAAUUAUGUUUAUCUGAAAAUGUAAAAAUGUUUUCUGAGGGGUAGAUUUCGGUUUGUGCAAAGGUUCCCAAUUCUGGUCCUAGAGAACCCCAAGCACUGCACAUUAUAGAUGUCUCCCCAAUCAAACACACCUGAUUUCACUCAUCUGCUCAUCAUGUGUGUAUCAGAUAAGAGAGACAUCAAAAACGUGCAGGUUCUCCAGGACCAGGAAUGGGAACCACUGGGUUAGUGGAGGGAAAAUAUAGUUUGGUCAGUAUAGAAACAAUAGAAGUCUACAGCAAAUCCCCACAAAGAUAACUGUACAUUCAUAUAUGUUUGUGAAAAAAAAAGAAAAGAUGAGAAAAGGGGGAGACUUGAUAGUGUUUGAUGUUCAUUUAUCUUCAGGUUUAGAACUGUUAUACUGUGUUAUUGUGGUGAAGAAUGAUGGAUAUGGACUGAUAUACAUGAUUAAAUGUAAUUCCAACA